CAUAAAAAGAGAAAAUGCAGCAAACUUCCUCUGCUCCAUUCCCCAACUGCUGUUACCCAAUCCCAAACCAGUUUCACUUCCAUCAUCCCCUCCGUAAGAGACCAAAACCCAUCAACCUCUGCCUCUCAAAUAACCAAACCCACUUCACAAACAUCUGUGCCCUCAUCACUCUCACUCCAACUAUCAGUGUCACCAAACUACAAGAAAAGAAUAACAACGAGGACAGCAAUCCCAGCCCAGAUCGCGAUCCUUCUUUCUUUCUACAAUUCUACUCUUCCCUUCACACUAACAACGCUAAUAACCAAGACCCAGAAAGCCAAAACCAGGAACAAGAAGAGGAACAAAGAGAGAGCAAAACCAGGAAAGAUAAGGGAUUUUUCACAAACAUGUGGUGGGCACAAUUGAAAGCGGCACUGGGCCAGAGAUUCAACCCGGAGGGCAUUGCUUCUUCGGCUAUCGUGGUUGUAAAGGACCGGCAAUUGGCGCUUCCGCAUGUCUCCGUCCCCGACAUAAGGUACAUUGAUUGGGUUGAGCUGCAUAGGAGGGGUUUCAAGGGUGUUGUGUUUGAUAAGGAUAAUACUCUCACUGCACCUUACUCUUUGAAAUUGUGGGGGCCACUUGGUUCGUCACUGGAACAGUGCAAGUCGGUUUUUGGUGCCGAUAUUGCGGCGUUCAGCAACUCUGCUGGGCUGUGCGAGUAUGACCUUGAUGGCUCAAAAGCUAGGGCGCUUGAGGGGGCGAUUGGAAUUAAAGUAUUAAGGCAUAGAGUGAAGAAACCCGCUGGAACGGCUGAAGAAAUUGAAAAGCACUUUGGCUGUAAAUCCUCACAACUUAUCAUGGUGGGUGAUCGGCCAUUUACGGAUAUUGUUUACGGAAAUCGAAAUGGUUUUCUGACUAUUCUAACUAAACCUUUGAGUCUUGCGGAGGAGCCAUUCAUUGUUAGGCAGGUGAGGAAACUUGAAACAUCCCUUGUCAGCCGCUGGUUUAGGAGAGGGUUGAAGCCACCCAGUCACAGCCUGUUGUCAGAUGACAUGCUUUGUAUCAAAGAUCCCCCACCUUUGUAAGAACAUUAUUGGAUAUAUGCAAGAGCAUAGGUUGGAACGGCAUGAAAAGUUAACACUUUUGUGCAUCAAUUUUUUUUAUUAUUUGACCACAAUCUCUC
Molecule: messenger RNA, 1162 nt
Organism: Corylus avellana
Lineage: Eukaryota; Viridiplantae; Streptophyta; Magnoliopsida; Fagales; Betulaceae
Product: haloacid dehalogenase (HAD) superfamily protein
Cellular component (GO): cytoplasm
Molecular function (GO): phosphatidylglycerophosphatase activity
Source: RefSeq, a predicted model, not a curated record